UGGUGGUCUUCCCCAUCCCUCGCCUGAUCUGGCCGGAAGAACGCCUCUUUGUCUCCGGGUAUCCGAUAUUGUUGACAUCGCCGGUCACUUCUUGUCCAGUCAUUGAAUCAAGGACCUUCCUUCCACAAUCCAGAAAUCCAGAUUGCUCACCAUGGCUCACUUCCCCAAGCUCAUCCCUGCAUUUACCGUCCAGGUCGCGAUCGACCCCCCGUCCUCGGUCUCGCCCAACCUCACGUUUGUGCCCUUCGCGCCCAAGGGCGGGUCCAUCGUCUCGGAGCCGUCGUACCCGAUCGCGCUCAAGGCGGACAUUGAGCACGGCGCCGACUACAUCACGACGGCGCCCGGCGGCAAAUACGUGAAGCUCGAGGUCCACGGCAUUGCCCGCGACACGCUCACCGGCGGCCUGCUCCGCAUCCGCUACACGGGCCGCAUCCCCACGACGGGCCCCGCGGGUAAAGUCCUCCGCGGCGAGGCAGGGGCGGGGACUACCCCCUUUGGGGAAGCCUUCAUGCAUGUGGAAUUCGAGACGGGGGCCGAGGCGCUGGCGGCUCUCCAGGAGAAGGUCUAUGUGGGAUCGGGACACUUCGUGAUAGAACCUGGCAAGCCGGUGAUUGUAGAGUACAAGGUCAGCGAGGUCUCUGCCUGAGGUAAUCGGCCGUCAUCUGGGUUCUCUGCAAGCAGUGCCUGCAAUCCUUUAGACUUGGUUAGAUGGCUGAUCACAACGGGGGUUGCUCCUGUGAUUACGUUCGCUCUCGGCCGACGCUUGCUCUGUAACAGAACCUCGAGGUGGAUAUUACUGAACAAUUGCUGUUACACUGUCUGGGGCCGGUGGCCCUCUGGCCGGCCAUUAUCACCUUGGACCGGAGGGGGAAUGCACCGAGAUGAUGCUUGUGUUUCCUUAAUUUCGUAGUCCUGGGUCCGCUCAAAGACACAUAAUCCGCCUGACGCCUACUGAACGCCUAGAACAAGAGUACCGAAGGAAACCGAAACCGGCCAGCCAAUGCCGU
This is a messenger RNA of Canariomyces notabilis, 1007 nucleotides long. RefSeq lists its product as uncharacterized. The coding region runs from base 152 to 646 and encodes 164 amino acids. The record is from RefSeq and is a predicted model, not a curated record. The transcript is spliced from 3 exons. NCBI's taxonomy places the organism in Eukaryota, Fungi, Ascomycota, Sordariomycetes, Sordariales, Chaetomiaceae.